This is a messenger RNA of Ostrinia furnacalis (Asian corn borer), 2783 nucleotides long. Its product is annotated as probable cleavage and polyadenylation specificity factor subunit 2. Bases 1 to 999 code for a protein of 332 amino acids. Lineage: Eukaryota; Metazoa; Arthropoda; Insecta; Lepidoptera; Crambidae. The transcript is spliced from 7 exons. The record is from RefSeq and is a predicted model, not a curated record. Gene Ontology annotation, molecular function: RNA binding. Gene Ontology annotation, biological process: mRNA 3'-end processing by stem-loop binding and cleavage. Gene Ontology annotation, cellular component: mRNA cleavage and polyadenylation specificity factor complex.
AUGGGUGACAGACCAUGUCAUAUGGACUAUGAAAAUGUGGGUACGCUCUGCUCCGCCUUGGUGGAAACCGGGCCUGACACGUGCUUUAUGACCAGUGCAGACCUGAUGAGGCUCGGCGAAGUGAACAAGAAGGAAAACCUAAAUUACUUUUAUGACUUACUGCGCCUAGUCGCGCGUUCGUCUGAACUUAACCUUAGUAUUUUUAAAAUCGACAAUUUUUUUUCUUUUCAGGCCGAGGACUACAGACUAGCAGAAAUAGUAGACGCCGAGGGAGAGAUCCGAGACGUUGCUCCCGCUCCCCCGCCGAAGCAAGAACCUGAAGAGGAGGUGACAGAAGUCCCUAGCAAGUGUGUGAGCGUAGUACGCACAGUGAGCGUGAAAGCCAGCGUUCAGUACAUCGAGCUGGAAGGCCGCUGUGACGGCGAGUCUUUACUAAGAUUAGUGGCGCACGCCAAGCCGAGGGCUAUUGUUGGCCUGCGAGCCAACGAAACUGCCUUGAUGACGCUUAGUAAACACUGCCAGAACGAAGGCAUAGAGAAGAUCUUCACUCCGAACCGCGGUGACAUUAUUGAUGCUACCACGGAGUCUCAUAUCUACCAAGUGAAGCUCACCGACAGCCUGAUGAGCGACAUCGUGUGGCGGAAGGCGGGCGACGCCGAGCUGGCCUGGCUCUCCGCCACCGUCGCCGCGCGCCCGCACCAGAGGGAAACUGAUGCCACCACAGAGGACACGUCAAGCGACGUGGUAAUGUCUCUGGAGCCGUGCGCGGGCGCGGCGCACGCGGCGUCGUUUGUGAACUCGGUGCGGCUGUCGGAGCUGCGCGCGGCCGUCGCCAAGCUCGGGCUGUCGGCCGAGUUCAGCCAGGGCGCGCUCGAGUGCUGCAACGGCACGCUGGCCAUCAGACGCCUGGAGAACGGGCGCGUCGCGUUAGAAGGCGUGUUAUCGGAGGAAUACUACAAAGUGCGGGAGCUGCUGUACGACCAAUUCGCCAUCGUCUGAGGCGGGACCGACUGAAAUUGUUAUGUAAAUAGUAUUAAUUACGCGUAAGGAAUAAAAUUAUGAAUUUAAACUUUGUCUCUUGAAAUUACGGCUACUACUUUACAAGCCAGACCUUAGUGUAAAGAAAACUCGCUUCUCAAUUUCAUAAAAUUGCUCAAUUUUUUUACUAUUCACCUACUUGCAGUCUCAUGACGCUACGUGUAUUAGCGGUACGUGUUGCUUAAUUUUAUUGUUACCGUCUUGAUAGGUUAAAACUAAAUGAUUCAAAUGAAUAAUACAAGAGUUUCACCAUUUUAUAAUUUAUUUCACAAUUUCCGGAACCACGUCACAAUUAAUAACAUUAUGUAAAUAAACAAGGUACGAACUUCAUUACAAAUAAGACACAGGUAUUGUUGGAUCUCUACUUUGAUCUGAGAAGACUCUAAUAAAAUAAUUUUAAUAAUUACAUAUUCCAGUCGUAGUUUUCUUAAGUCUAAAUAGGGUAUUCUAUACCCAGAUUAGUUUUUCUUUAAAAAAUACGUUUGCAACGUGCGAUAUAAAUAAAUUUGGACCAAAAAAGAUGGCUGCCUAGCUGCCAUUUGUGAUGAUGCCGUAUCAAAAUCCGCGGAUAAAAACGGGCCGUGUUCCAUCCAAAUUUAUUCCGACCGCAGUAUUAUAAAAUAACAAAACCGUAUAAAUACAGUAAUCGCAGAUCCAUAACGAACAAAACUUACACUACAUUCUGGCACAUCUCUGUACAACUAUCAUACCCUGAGACUACCACCGCACUUUACACAAAAUUAAAAACUUAUAAAUAUAGUAAAUAUUCUUAACAUAAGAAUAACUACAACAAAACCUUUAUAAAUAACUCACUGGAAUUAAGAUGUUUACAUACUAAUGUGAUUUUAUAUUUUAAUUAGCGGUACUUGGUCGCGUAUGCGUUCAUAAAAUACGUCAAUAUAAACAAUAAAAUAACACUUUUACAUGUUCAUUUCAUUAGGAUUCGGUGAAUGAUUUUAUAAAUCAGGUUUAGCAAAAUGUAGACGUAACUACCAUUUUUUUCUUCAAAUAUUCAUUUAGGUGUAGAGAUCAUAUAAACUUGGCCGUUUUUUAAUUUAAAAUUGUCAAUCAAAUUAACAAACUGAAUGAUCUAUGACAAUAUACCUCGGCAAGCGUGUGCAAAAGCAUUAGUAAACAAAAUUUUAAUAGCCUGUUUGUAAUGAAAAAUGUACAAAAUUCUAGUACCGCUUCUUACAUUAAGAUUUAUUACUAUUUCAUACUUCUUUCGCUGUCAUACGCAGCAACCGGUAACAGUUUUCGAGGUAUUCAUAGUUUAUAAUACUGUUCCACUAUUACAAACGUCUAAAUAUAUUUUAUAUACACAACUUUACAGUCAGGAUAUAAUUAUAUCAUUAAUAUUUAACAAUAUUGUAUAUUAUACAUUACCAUGUCAAUGAUUCCAAAAUAACUACGACUACAAAAACAAAGUAAAUAUAUCGAUAAAUCGAUAGUGGAACAGCUCUAUAUAACAUCUAUAGAUAGUUAUAUUUUAAAGACAAAUCGGUAAUGUUAAAAUAAUUACUGACGUUGUACAUGAUUUCGAUUGGAAGAUAAAAUAAGCACCGAUUGUACUCAAGGUAUACCAAAUAAGUAAUUAUGAAAUAUUGUUCAAACAAUUACAACCAGUAUUGUAUGUAGUGGAAAUACGCGCUCCUUUAGAAAUGUUCUCUAAUAAACCAUACAUUUUCAAUCUAAUAUUACAGCUAUAGCGCCUAACUAUGGAGGUACCUGCGCGGACAUGUGAC